AUGAUGCCCCUGCUGCUUCUGUUGUUCAGCUAGCGGUAAUAGACACGGCAUAAGUGACAUUAAGAAUGUAACACUCCAUCAUUUUAUAUUUUUAAUCACUAAAAAAAAAGCUUUAAUUUGUGUGUUAAUUGUUGUUUUUUGGAGGGCGCAUGCGCGCGGCUUAUCGCUUCAGUGAGCCAGCGCAUCCUCACAUCUAACGCUAGCAUCUCCCUCUAGCACAGCCUGUCAGUACAGGUCAGUUAAAGGAAACAUGGAUUUGGUCAAAAACAGAACUUUGCACCAACAUCUCCGCGACGACGAGGCUCUGGUGGUGGAAAACGCCAUCCGGCUGGCCAUAGACUCGGUGAUAAACGUUUUGUACGGCGUAAACAGCGCCAAGAAUUACGAGUAUGAGCGGAUGGUGGCCGACAGGGACAAAGAGAUCCAGCGCCUGGAGUGCAGACUGACAGAGAUGGAGCACGAACUGCAGGUGCUGCGCCGGCAGGGAUGCACAUGCGGGCUGUUCAAGAACGAGCACAGCCUCGGCGGGUCCCGGAGCUCCGGUGACCGGCAGAAGGGAGAUCAGAGCGACUUUGACCCGGGAUGCGUUGACACCGAGCUGACAGCGGAGCAGCAGGACUGUGAGACGAGUUUAUCGUUGGUACGACUAAAAAUAUGUUCAUCUCUUCUGAUCCAUGUAGAAAAAAUGGAGACCGGAGAAGGAACGACGCUCAGGGAGAAACCACAGGCAGACCCGGGCGGAGCUGCAAUGACUGAGGCGGAGCACAUGAGGAACAAGAAGAAGAGCGUGCCAAUGUCGGAGCUGCCAGAGGAAGCUCAGAGACUGAAGAGGGCAGCCUGGAGAGCAGCUUCCAGACGAUAUUAUGCUCGAAAGAUAGCUCGCCAGCAGGCAAACCCAUCGCGAUCCAGCCACUUCCCCCACAUCGCAAACUCUCAGUAUUCACAGCCCAGCUCUUUUGUGGAUAAGAGGAGGAGGACGCUGAUAUCGGAGCUACCCGAAGAGUCGCAGACGCUGCAAAGGGAAGCUUGGAGAGCCGCAUCCAGGAGGUACUACGCUAGAAAAAUCGCUCGGCACCAGACGGAGACGACGCAGUACAGAAACCUGCUGGAGAACAUGAACCCAUCCGGAGACACGCAGGGACCCAACAGGGAAGGACCUCACAUGAACACUGGAGGAAUAAUGUGCAGCUGAUAGACAGCAGUUUUACAUUUUAGAUGUUUCUGUUCAGCAGGUUGGAGGCUCCCUUUUACUGCGGUGUGAAGAAUAAUGAAAUCUGACUGUUUGUGUUUUGGUGGCUUUGAAUUAACGAUGAUGGGAAUUGUCUCAGGUCUGAAUAACAUGAACCUGGUGUUUCAGAUGAGUCAUCUGUGCAUGUCCUCAGUUCAUGACCUCUUGAUGAUGUGUUAGGCAGCAGGAUUCAUCAGAAUCUUAGUACUAGCAACAUCGAACCUUUCACAUAUCACACAUUUCAAAAAGAUAUCAAACAAAGAAAUAU
This is a messenger RNA of Neolamprologus brichardi, 1496 nucleotides long. The record is from RefSeq and is a predicted model, not a curated record. NCBI's taxonomy places the organism in Eukaryota, Metazoa, Chordata, Actinopteri, Cichliformes, Cichlidae.